This is a messenger RNA of Thunnus maccoyii (southern bluefin tuna), 1456 nucleotides long. RefSeq names its product retinol dehydrogenase 14b (gene rdh14b). The record is from RefSeq and is a predicted model, not a curated record. NCBI's taxonomy places the organism in Eukaryota, Metazoa, Chordata, Actinopteri, Scombriformes, Scombridae.
UUGCUAGCUUAGUUAGCUUGUUGCUAGCGUCGGCUGCUUUAAAAUAGAAAAUACAGAUAUUAUGGUAUAUAGUACCUAUACCGUUUUGUGUAACGCUUAGUUAAGCUGACAAAUUUGCGUAUGAAGUACUUCCGGGGCGAUUUUGUAACACUGAAACGCCACACACCGUGCCACUGAGCGGUUUUGUCCCUGCUGACCUGUGACCGGUCCCCGCCUCCAUGUUUACUGCCGUAGUGGUUGCUGUUAUUGCUGGUGGGGGGGUUCUGUUCCUUUUGCGCCGCCUCUUCCCCAGCCAGAAAGCCAUGAAGCUGCUACAGUAUCCAGCGGACACGAUGCAUGGAAAGACGGUCAUCGUGACCGGGGUUAACAGCGGGAUAGGGAAGGCCCUGGCCGGGGAGCUGCUGAAGCUCCAGGCCCGGGUCAUCAUGGCCUGUCGGGACCAGCGCAGCGCCGAAGAAGCAGCCCAGGAAAUCAAGACACAGGCCGGACCAGAGCAAGGGGAGGUGGUCAUCAAACACCUGGACCUUGCAUCGCUUAGAUCAGUUCGCAAAUUUUGUGAAGAGAUUAAGGAGGAGGAAUCCAAGAUUGAUGUGCUCAUCAACAAUGCAGGCAUCUACCAGUGUCCCUACACAAAGACAGAGGAUGGUUUUGAGAUGCAGCUCGGUGUGAAUCACCUGGGCCACUUCCUCCUCACUCACCUCCUGCUGGACCUCCUGAAGACGUCCGCUCCCAGCCGCAUCGUUGUGGUUUCCUCCAAGCUUUACAAGUAUGGCCACAUCAACUUUGACGACCUGAAUAGUGAAAAUAACUAUGAUAAGGCCUUCUGCUACAGUCAGAGCAAGUUGGCCAACCUGCUGUUUACGCUUGAACUGGCUCGCCAGCUGGAAGGCACUGGGGUCACAGUCAAUGCUCUCACCCCGGGUAUCGUGAGGACCAGACUCGGCAGGCAUGUUGAAAUCCCUUUCCUGGCAAAGCCGCUGUUCAACCUCGCCUCAAUGGUCUUUUUCAAGAGUCCACUGGAGGGGGCCCAGACCCCUCUCUAUCUGACCUGCUCACCUGAGGUGGAGGGAGUGUCGGGGAAGUGUUUCGCUAACUGUGAGGAGGAGGAGCUGAUGCCCAUAGCCACAGAUGACCAGGCAGCCAAGAAGCUGUGGGACAUAAGCAGGAGGAUGGUUGGACUCACUGACUGAGUCGAGUCCUGUGUUGUGGACGGUAUUGUUUGUUCUUGGACAAAAUACAUAAUCUCUAGCAGCCCCACAGAUAUUAUUCUGUGAGAGAUGGCUCGUGAAAAGAACAAUUGCCAACUUGGGGAUAUAAUUAUUAAAUGACUGACAUAUUGUGCCAAUGAAGUGUGUAAAUUAAGAGUCUGUGAGGAAAAGUGCUGAGUGUACAUUGCAGUGAGUUGAUCAGAGAAUGUGCUUUGAAUUAAAAAUUGUACCAUGAGCAUCCACAUGAA